Messenger RNA from Cadophora gregata, 1794 nucleotides. RefSeq lists its product as uncharacterized. The record is from RefSeq and is a predicted model, not a curated record. Lineage: Eukaryota; Fungi; Ascomycota; Leotiomycetes; Helotiales; Ploettnerulaceae. Gene Ontology annotation, cellular component: extracellular region. The transcript is spliced from 6 exons. Bases 1 to 1794 code for a protein of 597 amino acids.
AUGCGCAGUUUUGAGCUGGUUUCCCCCCACGCCCGACCCCAAACGUCCACUGUCUCUGAUACUUCCGACGGAACUGUAUUUGAAAGCUUGUAUCAUAUAAGCCUCGCAGUCACUAUGCGUUUCACACCCUCGGUAUUCGGCGCGCUCGCCCUUGCGGGUGGUGCUGCCGCCGUGGAAAUGGCAGUCAAUGAAGAGCUUGCCAGCUCUUUCUACGACUCUGGACUGGCCAUGGACCAAAUCAUGACCGCCAAGUUGGCACACUGGGAAAUGGAGGAGGAGAUGGGUAUCAUGGCCGCUGAGUUCCCAGCAUGGCACAAGAGAGUUCGUUGCUCGAAUGGUAUUGCCGAUGCUCUUCCUGGUGUACCAGGCCAUCAAUUCAAGUGCCGCAAUAUGGACUUGUACUCAUUCAUUCCCAUGGCUGAUCUUGGCUGCCCGAACGCAAUGGGCUCCGGAUCUUGGGGAUGGACUGAUGAGGAGUCAGGGCGUGAAUUUGUUGCCGCCGGUUGCUACUAUGGGACAGCAUUCAUGGAGAUUCUCCCUACCGGACAGCUUGUCAAGCUCGGUUUCCUCACAUCCUACGCAGCACUCGGCUCAGGAUCCAGAUGGAAGGAGCUUCGUGGUUACAAGAACUACAUGGUCAUCGGCAGUGAACUUGAUAAUCAUGGAGUUCAGAUCUUCGACAUGAAGAAGCUUCUUACCGUCGACCCCGCCAGCCCGGUAACUUUCGAUGGUACCAUCAGCACCAGCAGUGACUUGACCAGUCACAUCCAGCCGUCUGUUUUCGGCCGUUCUCACAACGUCCAUGUCCACAACUCUCUCCCAUACUUUGUCACUGUUGGAAUGGGACCCAGACUUCAGGGUGAGCCAACUUGCUGGUCUGGCAUCAUCUUCUGGGAUAUCACCGACAUUGAGAACCCAAAGCGUGUUGGAUGUGCCGGAGAGGACGGAUAUGUCCACGACAUUCAAUGCUUGAUUUACAAGGGACCUGACACCAAGUAUGUCGGCACCGAUGUCUGCUACGGCUACAACGAGGACACCUUGACCAUCUACAACGUCACCGACAAGGCCAAUGCCAGCAUUAUAUCAAGAACUUCCUACACCGGAGCUUCGUACACUCAUCAGGGAGAGGUUCUCGACAAGGAAUGGCAACAGUACAUCAUUCUCGAUGACGAGACCGACGAAGUCAACCUCCGAGGCCCAGCUGCCGACAGAUACCCCGUCACCUACGUCUGGGACAUCUCCUCCCUCGAGGCACCAAAGCAAACCGGUAUCUACAAGGGAACCACCACCACCAUCGACCACAACCAGUACGUCAUCGGCGACCACGUCUACCAAUCCAACUACGGCUCCGGUCUCCGCGUCUACGACAUCUCAUCCAUCCCCGAGAACUCCAAGGGAACUGAUGUCUGCGAGGUCGCCUUCGUCGAUAUCCUCCCAGAGGAUGAUAACCUUCCAGGCGGUGGAAAUGUCACUUACUCUGGCACCUGGUCGCACUACCCCUACUUCAAGUCCGGCUACAUCUUCGUGCACACCAUCGAGCGCGGUGCAUUCGUCGCCAAAGCCGCUGGCGCUUUCCCCAAGUGCAAGAAGUCCUGCAACGCCGACAACUGUCUCCGUGGUAUGCGAUCUGCCGACAAGCUCGAGGAGAGCAAGGCGUUCUGUGGAGAGUUCACCAAGACCGUUAAUGUCAAUGUGACGGCUCUUGCCUCGACUGUUCCGUAUGUGGCUAAUGCUUGCUCCGGAAAUGUCAUCUCGAGGGUUAGCUCGGCUUGUGCUUGUUUGCCCACUGCUUAG